Molecule: messenger RNA, 2870 nt
Organism: Oncorhynchus gorbuscha (pink salmon)
Lineage: Eukaryota; Metazoa; Chordata; Actinopteri; Salmoniformes; Salmonidae
Product: aquaporin-8-like
Exons: 5
Coding region: 28-840 (270 amino acids)
Biological process (GO): water transport; transmembrane transport
Cellular component (GO): plasma membrane
Molecular function (GO): water channel activity
Source: RefSeq, a predicted model, not a curated record
CAGUCUUACACAGUCUAACCCAACACCAUGGCCCUCUAUGAGUCUAAGACCGAGCUCUGGGACCUGGACAUCAAUGUGAUCCAGCCAGAAGGGAAAGGUCCAGAUCCAGCCACAGAUGGAAACAGCAGUACUGAGCCGUUCAGGGAUGCGUUCCAACGUUAUAUCCAGCCCUGUCUGGCAGAGCUGCUGGGUUCAUCUCUGUUUAUCUUUGUGGGGUGUCUGUCUGUGAUCGAGAACACAGAGGGCACCGGAAGGCUGCAGCCGGCCCUGGCACACGGCCUGGCCCUGGGCAUCGUUAUCGCCGUGCUGGGGGAGAUCAGUGGGGGGCACUUCAAUCCAGCAGUGUCUGUGUCUGUGUUUCUGAUCGGGGGUCUCAACAUCAUACUGCUGGUCCCCUACAUGCUGGCUCAGAUGUGUGGAGGGAUGAUAGGGGCAGGUCUAGCCAAGGUGAUUUCCCCAUCCAUGAACUAUGCCAAAGUUUCAGGGGCAGCAUUCGACACAGUGCAGGCCGACACCCAGAUAGUACCAGCCACGGUGGCAGAGGUGAUCAUGACUCUGUUCCUGACGAUGGUGGUGUGUAUGGGGGCUGUGAAUGGACGCACGCGCAGCCUGUUGGCCCCUCUCUGCAUCGGGCUGACCGUGACCGCAGACAUCCUGGCUGGGGGAGCAGUGUCUGGGGCAUGUAUGAACCCAGCUCGUGCCUUUGGCCCGGCCGUGGUGGCCGACUACUGGAGCUAUCACUGGAUCUACUGGGUGGGACCCAUGUCUGGAGCCCUGCUAACCGCCAGCUUCAUACGAUUACUGCUUGGGGAUGAGAAAACCAGAGUUCUCUUGAUAUGAUAUGGUGUAUAUAUAGAUUAUAUAUUGUCCAUACAUGCAAUCUAUUUUAUUCAAUGCCAUUUGUAUAAACACAUUUUUGUACAUUAAAUAUUGCAUUGUAUAUUUCUUUCUAUGAUUGAUCCCUUUUGACAUAGUAGAAGUGACUUCUGGCCCAUAGUCUGUGUUUUAUACCGCCACCUUUUGGUUAUGUGGUGAACUACAGCCUUGCAUUGGUCUGACUCUCACUGUCCUGUCAUACAACCUUCCAUAUGCGUCAUGCCUUUCCACUGAUUAUCUGCACACAGACAUCCAAAAACUAGCCACAUUAGAUAGCAUUUAAUUUGACACUGUAAUUGCUAUCUUGACUGAAAGUCUCAGCCAUAGAAAUAUAAUUACUAGAAAGGACAUAGCCCCUCAGACAACCGGUCCUCCCAUUAUGGACUCAUUGACUUGAACGGGGACCUCUCUUCUAGUAAUUAUAUUUCUAUGGCAGACACUCAUUUGAGACAGUAGUAUGUGAACGUUCAAAAAAUGUUGCAGUGAAGAUUGAAGAAAUGAAGUAUAAAUGUGUACAGCAGAGGAGUUGUCGUCAUGUCCAUUUAUUGAUUUGUACGUUGGAAAUAUAGAAGAUACUGUUUCUUUCAUACGCAAUUAAUACAAAUGAAUUAUUAAAUGAAUUCAUGAAUUCCAUUAGUGCCCCCUCAAGAAUAAGUACAUACUGUACAUGAUGCCUGUAUGCACAGUAACAGUCUGAUUUUGCCACAUUCUACACAUUUACAAUGUCAAUGUAUUUAUGACCUGUUAUUUGCUGAUGGAUGUGUCUACCAUUUAGGACAAAUAAUAAGAUAUUACACUAAAGUGUAAAAAGCCAGUUUCAUGUUUGACUGGAUUGUCUUUUCCUCCCGUCAGAGAAUAACAGGAGCAGACUUUGCACAGGUGCAGAGACUUUGUCAAACUGUCUAGUUUUAAUGCUUUAUCUUAUCUAGCUGGGACUGGCUAACAUCAAUGAUCUAUGCAUGGUUAAUACAAGCAGGUUAACCAAGAUUCAACUUUUUUGUUUGGCCUGGAAAUCUAGAAUAUUAUGUCUAGUAGUAGGCUGCUGUAUUAACAAACUAACAAAACAUUUAGUUGAUUUAAAUAGUAAAAACAUAUCAUAGUCAUAUUGACAUAUGCUCUACCCUGAAAAUGUUGUUUUCAAAUCAGUGCCAACAAAAUAUCUGUCUGCUGGACAAUUACUAUACUUUUAAACUGUAAACUGGUUGUCUGUUGUACUGUGUUCACUAGAGUAAACUGGUUGUCUGUUGUACUGUGUUCACUAGAGUAAACUGGUUGUCUGUUGUACUGUGUUCACUAGAGUAAACUGGUUGUCUGUUGUACUGUGUUCACUAGAGUAAACUGGUUGUCUGUUGUACUGUGUUCACUAGAGUAAACUGGUUGUCUGUUGUACUGUGUUCACUAGAGUAAACUGGUUGUCUGUUGUACUGUGUUCACUAGAGUAAACUGGUUGUCUGUUGUACUGUGUUCACUAGAGUAAACUGGUUGUCUGUUGUACUGUGUUCACUAGAGUAAACUGGUUGUCUGUUGUACUGUGUUCACUAGAGUAAACUGGUUGUCUGUUGUACUGUGUUCACUAGAGUAAACUGGUUGUCUGUUGUACUGUGUUCACUAGAGUAAACUGGUUGUCUGUUGUACUGUGUUCACUAGAGUAAACUGGUUGUCUGUUGUACUGUGUUCACUAGAGUAAACUGGUUGUCUGUUGUACUGUGUUCACUAGAGUAAACUGGUUGUCUGUUGUACUGUGUUCACUAGAGUAAACUGGUUGUCUGUUGUACUGUGUUCACUAGAGUAAACUGGUUGUCUGUUGUACUGUGUUCACUAGAGUAAACUGGUUGUCUGUUGUACUGUGUUCACUAGAGUAAACUGGUUGUCUGUUGUACUGUGUUCACUAGAGUAAACUGACUUGGAUUAAUCAUAACAUGGAUAUCAGUGUCAAAGAGUCCAUCGUUGGUCAAUGGAGCACUUCAAUGUUAUGCUCUCUCUCUCGCUCUCUU